GAUGCUACUCCGGCUUCCAUCGUUCGUUUCUCGUUACUUGUCGUUCCCGCUCUCAAUUUGCAGUUUCAGACCACGGAAUAUGUACACAGCAGCAAGCACAGAUGAUCGUAUUAGUCAACAGAUUUCACAUGAGAAAAAGCAGGCAAAUCAUCGAUUCUGCAGUGUAUCAAGUCAUGUGACCGAGUUACUCGAGUUGCGUGCAGAAGAUCCUUCGUUGCAUGUUCUGUUCAUCCCUGGAAAUCCAGGUAUUAUUUUGUAUUACAAAGACUUUGUUGAAGCACUAUACGAGCUGCUUGGAGGAACUGCAUCGGUAACAGCAAUUGGGCACAUCUCUCAAACAAGAAAGAAUUGGGAGCAUGGAUGUUUGUUCUCAUUACAAGAUCAGAUAGACCAUAAGAUGGACUUCAUUAAGCAAGAGAUUCGACAUACUGAAGUUCCUCUCUUAUUGGUUGGGCACUCUAUCGGUUCCUAUAUAUCACUGGAAAUAUUCAAGAGAGUACCAGAGCAGGUGAAAUAUUUUAUAGGGCUUUAUCCUUUUCUGACUUUGGACAAGAAAUCCUUCAAGCAGUCUGUGAUUGGGAAGAUUUCAGCGUCUCAAGCUCUAUGUGUUGUCCUCAGUUCUAUUAUAGCUAUGUUGGGCUUGCUUCCAAGCUGGGCUACCAGGGCGCUCGUGAGAAGAUCCCUUGGGAGCUUAUGGUCUUCUACAGCAGUUGAUGCUACUUGCACUCACCUGCUGCAGUACCAUUGUAUGCGAAAUGUCCUCUUCCUGGCGAUGACUGAGUUCAUAAAGCUUUCAGAAGUGCCAGACUGGAUGUUCAUAAGAGGGAAGCAGGAUCAAAUUGCCUUUUUGUUUGGCAUUGAUGAUCACUGGGGUCCAUUGACAGUGUUUGAAGAGAUCUCCAAGCAAGCCCCAGAUGUUGCUUUAUCAAUAGAAAGGGAGGGUCACACUCAUUCUUUCUGUUGUACUGAGGCUGGGUCAAUAUGGGUUGCCCAACAUGUGGCAAGCUUGAUCAAGCGUCAAUGUCAAGAUACAAGUGGAACCAGUAUGGUAAUGCCCAAGGACCUAAAUGCUUAAGGACACCACAUGUGACUACAUUGGCACCAGAUGUGUUAUAUUGCAACCAUGUUUUCUGUCUUGACACAUUCAGGCUGAUGGAUCUGAAUAUAUUCUACACCAAUGCAGGGAUUUUUCAUAAAGGCUUAUUAAAAUGUAGUUAAUUUCUGAU
Telopea speciosissima is the source of this 1226-nucleotide messenger RNA. Its product is annotated as lipid droplet-associated hydrolase. Gene Ontology annotation, molecular function: lipase activity. Bases 2 to 1075 code for a protein of 357 amino acids. The record is from RefSeq and is a predicted model, not a curated record. Gene Ontology annotation, biological process: lipid storage. Lineage: Eukaryota; Viridiplantae; Streptophyta; Magnoliopsida; Proteales; Proteaceae. The transcript is spliced from 14 exons. Gene Ontology annotation, cellular component: lipid droplet.